Ochlerotatus camptorhynchus is the source of this 3003-nucleotide messenger RNA. RefSeq names its product big brain (gene bib). The coding region runs from base 412 to 2292 and encodes 626 amino acids. Gene Ontology annotation, molecular function: channel activity. Gene Ontology annotation, biological process: transmembrane transport. The record is from RefSeq and is a predicted model, not a curated record. Gene Ontology annotation, cellular component: plasma membrane. The transcript is spliced from 6 exons. NCBI's taxonomy places the organism in Eukaryota, Metazoa, Arthropoda, Insecta, Diptera, Culicidae.
UCCCGGUAAGGACGUGCUUUUCGGCGUUUUCUUCUCGUUCCGGUACGUGAGGUCGGUGGUUCGCGUGUUGUGGCAAUUUUAAUCGGAAAAGUGUGUGGUUUCUCGACAUGCGUAUGUAGUUAAGCGAUUGAUGUUUGUUCUUGGAUAAUCGGAGUGCAAUUGCGACAAGUGCUCUUACAUUCGCAGUGGGAUCAAAUUCAAGCAUGUGGAGGGCUGCAGUGUUUGGAAAGCUGAGAUAUAUGAAUUGUGCUACAGUUGUACAAUUGAAUUGCUGACCGUUUGGACCGAUCGCCGUGACCUUUGCGCUAAUUGAGAUCGAAGCAUUAAAUUGAACUUAAUUGACCCAAUCGAGCUGUGGUGAAUUUGUGUUAUAGUGUCUUAGUCAGGCUGGAUAAAAGUGAUAAGAGCAGAAUGGCCGAGGAAAGCCUUCGCGUUCCGGAUUUGAACAUCGACUUCCACAUCGUGCAGCUGUUCGAACGGUUGGAGAACCUUCGUCGGGAGCCAGGGGGUGCCAAGCUCUCCAGCUCCCUGCAGGGUCGUUCCACCAAUAUGCACAACGAGCUGCGUAGUCUGGAGUUUUGGAGAUCGAUAACCUCCGAGUGUUUGGCAUCCUUCUUCUACGUAUUCAUCGUGUGCGGAGCCGCGGCCGGUGCCGGCGUCGGAGCCAGCGUAUCUUCGGUGCUGCUUGCGACCGCUCUUUCGUCCGGAUUUGCCGUGACGGCGCUGACCCAGUGCUUCCUGCACGUUUCAGGAGCCCACAUCAACCCGGCUGUGACGAUCUCACUGGCCAUAACCCGCAUGAUAUCUCCCCUGCGAGCUAUCCUCUAUAUGAUAGCACAGUGCGGAGGUUCGAUAGCCGGUGCAGCUUUGCUUUAUGGCGUGACGGUCCCGGGCUAUCAGGGCAACCUGCAGGCAGCGGUGUCACACACCUCGAACCUAGCGGCCUGGGAACGAUUCGGUGUCGAGUUCAUCCUGACCUUCGUCGUGGUGCUGUCCUACCUGAUCUCGACCAAUUCGUACAAAAAGUACUUUGGCUCGUCGGCGAUCGCCAUCGGUGCGGCCUACAGUGCAUGCAGUUUCGUCUCGAUGCCUUACCUGAACCCAGCACGUUCGCUAGGGCCAUCCUUCGUUCUGAACAAAUGGGACAACCACUGGGUCUACUGGGUCGGUCCACUGAUAGGAGGUGUGGUGUCCGGGCUGCUGCAUGAGUUCAUCUUCAGCACCAAGAAGACUACCAAGAAAUCCAAGGAAGACGUAGAUUCCAGCGUAAACUCCGACGAGGAUAUCAACUACGAUAUGGACAUGGACAAACCGCAACAGACUGGGAAAUAUCAUACCUACCGACCGGCAAGUGGAACCUUAGUCAACCAACAGCGGUUCUGCCAGAGCAUCUACACUGCCGAACCCACCUCGAAGACGGAUCGCGUCGAAUCCAUCUACGGCGGUACCAAAUCCAUGUACUGCAAGUCACCCCCAUUGACCCGUGCCAACCUGAACCGAUCGCAGUCCGUUUACACCAAGAGCAACACCGCUCUCAACCGUGACAUGAGCAUUCGACCAGGACCUCUCGUACCAGCGCAGAGUUUGUACCCGCUACGGGUCACUCAACCUCAAAGCUCCCACCUGCAAAACCAAAAUGUACAGAACCAACUGCAACAGCGUUCGGAAAGCAUCUACGGAAUUCGAAGCUCCAUGCGGCAGCAAGGACCUCCAGAACGAAUGCCCCAACAGCUACCUCCACACCCCCAAGCUGGCGAUCCGCAGAGCUUUCAGCCUAUCUACGGCACCCGGAACAAUCCAAACUGUUCGUCUGACGCCCUCAAGUUUGACCGAGAACCACGAGAAAAUAGCCGCGAUGAUUCGAUGUCGUCCAAGUUUUCCCGUUCCGCUCGACCGGAAUCCAUGUACGGUCAACGCCGGGUGCAGUCGGCUCAAUCGGAUGACAGUUCCUACGGAUCGUAUCACGGACCAGGCCCUGCCAUAACUCCACCGACACGGAACGGCAGCAAUGGUAGCAGCAACUAUAACGUUGCCAUGAUGAUGCCGAACUACGGUCCGGGUCCCGUACCCGGAAUAACUCAGAUGCAAUCGGAGCGCAAGGCAUCUACUUCCUCUUCGCAACAACAGCAACAACAGCUUCAACAACAACACCAACAACAACAACAACAACUACAGACCAUGGGACAACGAACUCCCUCAACCAUACAGAAUAGUAACCUCCCACCUCCACCCCCACAACUUCAAAACCAUCCCGUUGGAUACCCCAUGCAGCAUCCAGUGCGGCAGAACUAGAACCCCACGGUAGUGGACCUUGUGCCAGAACUAGAACGUGUAAAAAAUGUGUGGUUUUCUUGUUUAUUAGUUAAGAUCAGAUUUUAAAACGAAUAGUUAGUCCCUUUUUGCCGGUUAAGCCAUAUUCUAGAGAUUUUAUUUAUUGCCAUUCUUCGUCUACAGAUUAAUUUUAAGACCCCUGAUGCAUCGAAACACAACGUAAUAACAAACAAAUCUGAUUGAAAUGUUACAAGUUAUUGACUUUUAAGACUGAUGAGACCCACUUUUGUAUGUAGAAGAUUUAUGUAUACCCAAGCGAUAGUUGUUGAUACUUUUUGGAUAGGUUUCAAUGUGAAAUAAAUAUCCUCUCUCUUAUUUCCCUUUUGCGAAGAUCAAUGACAUUCUAAAGUGGCUAUCAAAACUAUACUCUCCUGAUGAAAGAUGUAGCAAUUUUCAUUCGUAUUAAAUAUUGACUUAGUACAAAUGUAUAUAACUGGUUAGAAUGUUAUCCAAAGUAGCUAGGCUUGAUCAGAAGCGUACAAUCAUAUAUAAAUCGAUCAUGAUCUUUCACAGGCAUUACCUUCCUAUAUUUAGAAUUUUGGAUAGCGAUCAUUAGCGAAACAGCGAAAGUUUCGGCAGGAUUGUUGUAUUUUAGAGCAUUGUACAUACUUACCAUGUAGAAUAGGAACAUAUGAAAUGAAUGAUAAUAAUAAAGAACUAACCUUUGAAAAA